AUGUGGCUUCUCAACACAACCACGUACCAGCUGCACUUUGUGCAAGAUCCCUCGCAAGUGGCAUACGCUAUCCUGUCGCACAUCGUCCGGAACCGCCUGAGCGUCAAAAUCCGGCGCUGCUGCGACUACGCGCGCUCGAAGGGCAUUCCAUACGCAUGGAUAGACACAUGCUGCAUCGACAAGACGAGCAGCGCGGAGCUCUCGGAGGCGAUCAACUCCAUGUACGACUGGUACUCUCACGUCGAGGUCUGCUACGUCUUCCUCGCCGACGUCUCCGACUCUGAGAGCCCGCACGCGCCCGACCCGCGCUUUCGCUGGAGUAUGUGGUACACGCGCGGGUGGACGUUGCAGGAGCUCAUCGUGCCCUGGGGCAGCGUGUUCCUGUCGAAGGAAUGGCGGAUGCUCGGCACCAAGGCUAGCCUCGCAGGGGCCAUCGAGGCCAUCACAGGCAUCGAGCGGGAUGUUCUACUGCAUGUCCGUCCGCUCCAUACCGUCAGCGUCGCGCGACGGAUGUCGUGGGCGUCGCGACGACGGACGACGCGGAUCGAGGAUGAGGCGUAUUGUCUUAUGGGCAUCUUCGGUGUCUGCCUGCCUGUGAUCUACGGCGAAGGCACCCAGGCAUUCAUCAGACUCCAGGAAGAGAUCAUGCGUCGGAUCCCCGACCAGUCGCUCUUUAGCUGGGGGCUCAUGCUCCCACUCGACACCAACACGCCGGACAAACCUUUGCCCGCCCUCCGGCGUGUACCUGUAGAUGAGCUCCGCGCUUCGAAAGCUGCAUAUCUCCUUGCCUCGUGCCCUGGGGAUUUCCAACACUCUGCAAGGUUCUCACCCAUCCCUCUCGACGCCCUCUUCGCAAAAUUGGGGCUGAUGAACUCUGAACCUGGAAGGCUGUAA
Trametes versicolor FP-101664 SS1 is the source of this 894-nucleotide messenger RNA. RefSeq names its product HET-domain-containing protein. The transcript has 2 exons. The record is from RefSeq and is a predicted model, not a curated record. Bases 1 to 894 code for a protein of 297 amino acids. NCBI's taxonomy places the organism in Eukaryota, Fungi, Basidiomycota, Agaricomycetes, Polyporales, Polyporaceae.